Colletotrichum graminicola M1.001 is the source of this 1308-nucleotide messenger RNA. Its product is annotated as myosin-like coiled-coil protein. The transcript has 5 exons. Lineage: Eukaryota; Fungi; Ascomycota; Sordariomycetes; Glomerellales; Glomerellaceae. Gene Ontology annotation, molecular function: syntaxin binding. The record is from RefSeq and is a predicted model, not a curated record. The coding region runs from base 1 to 1308 and encodes 435 amino acids.
AUGUCGAACGGCCAGGAUGGUCACGCCCACCCGCCGGCGGCGUCCCUGAAGAAGGGCAAGCAGAAGAAGGCUGUUGACUCGAACGAGUCGGCGAAGCUGCUCGCGCAGCGUAUCACGCAGCUGGAACAGGAGUCGGCCGGAGAGAAGGACCAGGAAGCUGAGAUUGAACGUGAGGUCAAGCGUGCGAACCGGGAUCUGGCCCAGCAGGUCGCUAAAAUGAGCGAUCUACAAAAGAUCGAACACCUAACCCGACGUUCCAGCGAGCUGCUGGCCGACAUGCGUCGUGUUGAGCGAGAGAAUCAGAAAAACAAGAAGCGUGGUGACGCCCUGCAGAAGGAGAAGGACGCGAAUCGCACUGAGCUUAGCAAGACGGUCGGCUUGAAGGAGAAGCUCGAGAAGCUCUGCCGGGAGUUACAGCGGGACAACAACAAGUACAAGAACGAAAACAAGACCCUGCAAGACAAUCUCAAGCACAACAACUCGGCCUACGACGAGAAGCACGCGGCUCUUCUGGCGAAGCUUGAGGGAAUUCAAGAAGAGAAGGACCAUCCGCGGAAACAGGUGGUUGACAUGAGCGUCGAUACCCUAUUCCGCAACCGUUUCAAAUCCUUCAUCGAGCAGUACGAGUUGCGAGAAUUGCACUUCCACUCCCUGAUGCGCACCAAGGAGCUGGAAGUGCAAUACAACAUGGCGCGCUAUGAACGCGAGAAGAAACUGGCCGAGGCCGAAGCGACCAGAGCUCGGAAUCUCCAAAAUCAGGUGCAGACUUUCACAAAGACUGAGACUGAGCUUAGGAAUCAACUCAAUGUCUACGUUGAUAAGUUCAAGCAGGUUGAGGACACGCUCAAUAACAGUAAUGAUCUCUUUCUGACGUUUCGGAAGGAAAUGGAGGAUAUGUCCAAGAAGACGAAGCGUUUGGAGAAGGAGAACGAAACGAUGAAGCGUAAGCAUGAAGCCACGAAUGCAAACAUCAUUCGAAUGGCCGAGGAGCGUGAGGACUGGCGUAAAAAGGCCGCAGAGGCGACAAAGCGGGCCGAGAAACUGCGUAGCAUUAUCGAGCAGAUGCAGCAGCAGGGUCGCAAGGUCCCGCCUGGAAUGGCGGCGACCCUGGAGAGUUGCUACUCGGACAGCAACGGUCACAUGGACGGCGACGGCAGCGACUACUCGGAUGACGACGAGGUCGAGGACGACCCAAGCGAGUUCGACGAGGACACUGAGGAGGAGCCUCAACCCGCAGACGCAGAGCCGCCCCGGCCGUACGGUCCUGAGCGGCCGCCGGCACCCCAAGCUACAACGAAUGGCCACUAG